AUGAUCCGUCUUCCGUAUCUGCCGCUGGAGCUGGUGGCGGCGCACAUCCUGCUCCGUCUCCCCGUCGAGACGCUGCUGCGGUUCAGGUGCGUCUGCAAGGCAUGGCGCGACGCCGUCGACGACGCCUCGUUCCGCCGCGCGCACCUCCGCCGGCAGAAGCCUUGCCUGCUCAUCUCGCCGCAGAUCGUAAAGACUUUACCAGGGGAGGUGACCACCGGAGGCUUAUACCUGUGGCUGUGGGGGGAGAGCCAGAAGGAGGAGGCCACCCUCGUCCACGCCAUGUCGGGCCCUUCCUUCCUCCCCCGCGCUGCCGCCGGUCCAUGGGAGGUGGCGGCGCACGACCUGGCGCACUGCGACGGCCUGGUCCUGGUGCCCGCGUACUCGGCGGUGCACCUGCUCAACCCGGCCACGCGGCGCGCCGUCACGCUGCCCCCGAGCCUGCACCGCCCUCACGUCGUCGGCAGGCCGCGUGCUAUAGGCCACCAGGCCUUGGGCCUCGGCCUUGACCCUCGCUCCAACGCCUACAAGGUCGCUCGCUUCUCCUACCGCUCAUCGGACAAGCCCUCCGGCCACGGCCGCUACACCAUCGGGAUGGAGGUGCUGACCGUCCGAAUCCCACACUACUGGCGUGAGACGUCAACGCCACCGCCGUACCCCGUCAUGCCGGGUCGAACAGCGACCUUCUUCAAGGGCUCCUUGUUCUGGACCAUCGACGAGUCGCUGUUCCAAGACGCGACAACGGUUGCCCCCGGGUUCAUGCGCUUCAGGCUGGACGACGAGUCGUUCGGCGUCACGCCGCCCCCGCCCUGCCGCCGGAGGAUCGACUAUCAGGCCAUCACCUUAUCGGAGCUGUCCGGCGAGCUGUGCCUGUGCGUGCCCCAAGAGUUUGUGCCUGACCAAGUCGACGAGUCGUACGAGCUGUGGGUGUGCCACGGCAUGGAUGACGAUGAACAAGGACAAGGUCCACGGUGGGAGCGUCGUCACGUCAUCGUCGGGUACCCCGUUUUUCCAGGCUUCAGAGGCCUUCGUCCAGUGGCAGCGGAUGCUGACUCCAUAUUGCUCUAUGGCGGGACGUCCUGCCAUCUCUGCCGCUGUCAUCGCCAGACUCAAGAAACUAUCUCUAGGUUUUAUGCCGAUGUCCACCAUCUCAGCUAUCACCACCCGGAUAGCGGCACGCUAGUUGACUACAAAAAUAACGUAUGUGACUUCAACAUCACCGCCUACACUCCAAGCCUGCUUCCGCUUUAG
Molecule: messenger RNA, 1248 nt
Organism: Triticum urartu
Lineage: Eukaryota; Viridiplantae; Streptophyta; Magnoliopsida; Poales; Poaceae
Product: putative F-box protein At2g02030
Molecular function (GO): protein binding
Source: RefSeq, a predicted model, not a curated record